AUGCCACUCACGGAACUCUCCCCCAACAAACGCAAAGCUGACCAUUUUGAGAAAAAGCAUCGAUAUGUAUCCGAUACCGCCUCGACUCACUCUUUAGGUUCCAGUGCAGUCCAGGGUAUGCUUAGGAACACCACCGAAACUGGUGACACCGGUCUAUUUGCCGUUCGACCACCUCGGAUCCCUCGCUCCGGUUCUCGCCUCCAGUCUACCAGACAGCGUUCGGGCUCCUUUGACACAUCAUUUGCAUCUCAGCUUCGCCAUCAAAAAUCACCACGUACGAAACGCUCCCAUCGCCAUUAUGGCCCACGGCAAGCUGCCUCCCUUUCUGCCUUUUCAGGCUGUGACACCCCAUACUCCAACGCUGCUUCUUUCCACCAGGGCAUGAGGUCGAGGCGUGCUGCCCCUCGUUACAGAUCUCAGGCUCUUGCUGGGUUGACUAGUCCAGGCGGCCGGCUGCAUCAUCUCCAGACUCAUCGGUCUCUGGUGACAUUACGCAGCCACAGAGACUUUCACAGCCUCCACUCUGGAUCACCCAUGGUAUAUUCUGCUCACGCAAGCAGACCUGGGCAUCGAGGCUCUUCUCCCGCACUAAGUGAGGCUCAGUACGGCUAUGGGUUAAGAUACGGCUAUCCUAGAGUUGGCAGUGCUUUGACUGUUGCCUCUUCCCCUGCAACAAUGUAUCCUGGCCAGUCCGGCCUACGCGGGUACCAUCCUGAUGUAAACAAUUCGAUUUCCUCGUUCAGUCGCCUGCCUUCUCCUGCAGUCUCGUCAAUGAACGUUGCCUCUAUGAAUGGAUACCCAAUGAACAGGACAACAACACCGCUAUCCAAUUCUCUGCAAAAUGCCCGUGGAGUUUGGAAUAACAGUGCCACUUCAAUGAGAAUCUUGCCCCAAUCGCCAACUGGCUCCAUCGGCCCUCACUACUAUGAUUACACAGAGUCAUUCUUGGAAGAAGACUGUUUCUCCCCUAUGGGAGAAGAACCAAAUUCAAAUCCUCCCUUCAACAUGGACGAGGCUAUCCUAGGGGAUGAACCGGUACCAGAACGCCGUCAAGCACAGUCGCCAUUCGGCACACUUCCAGGUUCAACAUUCAAACCUUCCGAGCUACCAACCUCACACAAUCGAUGGGUAAGUGAAUUGUCAAAGCAUGGUUACGCCGGAAUCAUACCACGUCGAGUUUCCAGCUUGGCCGCCACCCGAACUCCUGUACCUAGCACCAAAGGCUCCUCCAGGAGAGGUCAGAGCUUGCGCCAUGCUGUCGCUGGACCGUUGGAAGAUGACCAUGCAAGAGAUAACAAAGACAAUCACCGGACUUCCUCUGCUUCUCGGAGGACUUGUGGUUCGGCUCAUUCCAGCGCAUUUUUCGUCAAUGCCAGCCGCAGUCCCCGUGACCUCACCACUCUUGCUGCUCGAGUCCACUCCCCUAUCCUUGAUAGACGCAAUUAUGCUGCCUCGAUAUCCGGAUUGGUCGACCAUAAUGACAAUCUUGAGUUUGACACAAGUGUAAAGCCAAGUUUCGAAGAUCUUCAAUCAGAAUGGACACUACCCUCUUUCUCUUUUAGACCACUCUCAUUUUCAUCUUAUACUGGCAAGCUUGGCGAUCGACCAAAGACUUCAGGCGAUAUCCCCACUGGAGAACCAAGUGAAAUCCUCUCUCCAAUGCCAGAACGGCCAAUGUCUUCUCAAAGCAGGAAGAGAUUCAGCCGAAUCUUGGAAAUUGAAGAUGAUUACCAUUCAAGCGAAGCAAAAAUGACGCACCAGUCACUUCCAGGUCAGACCUUCAGAAAACUUACUGCUGUGGAGGAGCAGGUUGACCAGCAAGCACCUGAGAGAUCAGAAGUCUGUAGUGGCGAUCCAGAUCAUCCUGAUUCCACACCAUAUAGUCGGAAUAUUCAUUCUCAAAAUGAUGCAAUUGCACGAUCAUCUUCUGUGGUUGGAUACGCGAGAGCCAAGAUCACCAUUCAUGAAAAGUCGACUGUCGAGUCUCUCCUUGACAGGCAUAUUGAGUGCCUGGGGCUUGACGAGAGCUACAGUCCCUUCGAAGUUGAUGACGGCCCUGGUAGAACAGUUCCCGACCGAGGCACCAGGAGUACCUUUGGGUUGAUAUCAAUUCCACCUUCAGCGACGUCGCAAAUACGAAUGCGGCCAUCUACUUCAAGCUCACAGCAACAUACCAGCCUAGCGAGUUCAGAGAGAAGAAGAUUGAUGCCUCGACGACUUUUUGCGAGCAUGGAUGCCAGACUGCCACCGGGUGCUAUUUUAGGUGAUUUUCCAGGUUCAGUAUCUCAAAUAUCUUCAGGAACUUCUCGAAACUACUUGCGUUCGUCUGGAUGGCAGACACUACCAUCAACAGUUGGGCACACGAGCGAAGAAUCCACCAAGAGCUGCUCUUUGACUUCUGGAGACAUGGGCGACCUAGACUCGGACCCUCCACCAAGAAGAUUCAAAGUCAAUCGGCGAUCAGGGUUGACAAUAAGCCCAUCGAUGCCAAGUGAGCUAUCCAGGGUGACCGAAGUUGACUCUGACACCGGAGACAAGAAUGUCUCUCACCGAAGAUCCAAAAGUGACAUUCUAGCCAGACAAGUGUCUCAUCAGCGACGACGCAUGCGAAUACUGUUGAAGACUCAGCACAAAGUGGCAAUGGCUGAUCAAGUGAUGCAGGUCAGAGAGAGCUUACGCAGAUCUGAGGAUAUUCCAGAGCCCUUGGGACCAGAUGAGAGCUGGACCACAGAAGAGUCACAAAUUGAGCCACACAUCGUGUCUCCUGUUUUGGGUUAUGCUGAACUCAGUGCCGAGUCUAUCGCUGCAAAUCCUGCUACCGAUACAACAUUGCCCAGCGUCUUACUGUCGAGCUCCUAUCCGACGAGAUGGGCCAGUGUGAUAGCUGCAAUGCCACAGCCAGUAAAGAAAGGGAUUGAGCUCGUUCGGAAAGCGUCAGCCAGGACUGUUCGGUCACACAAAAGCAAUACCAGUAUCAUCGAACCCAUGAACAGCACUCGACAGAACACGCUUAUGCCACAUCUCGGCUCUGUGCCCCAAUUGGCGGCUCCCGAGUUUGGGCCUCCAUUGACCUCUUCAGAGCUGAAUCUCGCACUUAAAUUUCCUGGACUGCCAGCUCCGAUGCGGCCUCCUUUGCACAAAGUCCAGAGCUUUCUGUCCGAUAACAGUUCAUCGUUGUUGCCAGGAAGUGCAGUCAAGAGAAGAUUCGACAUCCACAGCCUGAGAAGCGGUGUUACAAGAUCGUCAGGGGUGCUGCGGCAUCGCCAGCCACAGGUUCAUUCCCAUGGAGAAGGUUUGAAGCCAAGCCAGUCGUGGCAACUCAAGGGUCAGAAAUCUUUCGAAUACCCGCAAUCGUCUGGAGGAGACACCAUUGCAAUGUCGGAUUUUCAGUAUCGAAAGAGGAAGGUGUUGGAGAGAUUGAAAGACUGGUGGAAACGACAAUGUAUGAAACGGACACUUGCCAUACUCAAGAAGAAGCAUGGGAACAGCGUCCGCCAUGGUCCAUACAUGUGA
This is a messenger RNA of Exophiala bonariae, 3513 nucleotides long. RefSeq lists its product as uncharacterized. Bases 1 to 3513 code for a protein of 1170 amino acids. The record is from RefSeq and is a predicted model, not a curated record. Lineage: Eukaryota; Fungi; Ascomycota; Eurotiomycetes; Chaetothyriales; Herpotrichiellaceae. The transcript is spliced from 2 exons.